AGAAUCAGGCAGUGAUACAGACAUCAUCACGGACAGAUGAGUUUAUCAUACUUGAUCAGAACGGACAGCCCCUACAGUGUGAACACAUGGUGCUAGUGACCAGUCAGUCAGACAACGGAGAGAUGUAUGUUAUCCCCUCUAAUCAGCUAGGAGGGGCUCAGGUGUUACUUCCUAGAGGACACCUACUGGACAUCAUAGACCCUACAGGAUCCUGCGGGGAGAAGACUGCUGAUGAGAAAGAGCUUCACACCAUCACGUUAACAGCUGUUACGGAUGACAGCGGCAGUUUGACUACGGAUGACAGCGGCAGUUUGACUACAGUACCAUCAGCUGUUACGGAUGACAGAGGCAGUUUGACUAUAGUACCAUCAGCUGUUACGGAUGACAGAGGCAGUUUGACUAUAGUACCAUCAGCUGUUACGGAUGACAGCGGCAGUUUGACUAUAGUACCAUCGACUGUUACGGAUGACAGCGGCAGUUUGACUAUAGUACCAUCGACUGUUACGGAUGACAGCGGCAGUUUGACUACAGUACCAUCGGCUGUUACGGAUGACAGAGGCAGUUUGACUACAGUAACAUCGACUGUUACGGAUGACAGAGGCAGUUUGACUAUAGUACCAUCGGCUGUUACGGAUGACAGAGGCAGUUUGACUACAGUACCAUCGACUGUUACGGAUGACAGCGGCAGUUUGACUAUAGUACCAUCGACUGUUACGGAUGACAGAGGCAGUUUGACUACGGAUGACAGCGGCAGUUUGACUACAGUAACAUCGACUGUUACGGAUGACAGCGGCAGUUUGACUAUAGUACCAUCGACUGUUACGGAUGACAGCGGCAGUUUGACUAUAGUACCAUCGACUGUUACGGAUGACAGCGGCAGUUUGACUAUAGUACCAUCGACUGUUACGGAUGACAGCGGCAGUUUGACUAUAGUACCAUCGGCUGUUACGGAUGACAGAGGCAGUUUGACUAUAGUAACAUCGGCUGUUACGGAUGACAGAGGCAGUUUGACUAUAGUACCAUCGACUGUUAUGGAUGACAGCGGCAGUUUGACUAUAGUACCAUCGGCUGUUACGGAUGACAGAGGCAGUUUGACUACGGAUGACAGCGGCAGUUUGACUACAGUACCAUCGACUGUUACGGAUGACAGAGGCAGUUUGACUACAGUACCAUCGACUGUUACGGAUGACAGAGGCAGUUUGACUAUAGUACCAUCGACUGUUACGGAUGACAGAAACAGUUUGACAACAGUAACAUCGGCUGUUACGGAUGACAGCGGCAGUUUGACUACAGUAACAUCGGCUGCGGCUAGAGCUCGGCACAGAGCUCUCAGGUCUGUUUCACCUCUCUGAAACCUCUCCCAGCCAACACCCCCAACUGGGCCCUGAGGCUUCAUAAUGCUG
Messenger RNA from Oncorhynchus keta (chum salmon), 1403 nucleotides. RefSeq lists its product as uncharacterized. The coding region runs from base 87 to 1352 and encodes 421 amino acids. NCBI's taxonomy places the organism in Eukaryota, Metazoa, Chordata, Actinopteri, Salmoniformes, Salmonidae. The record is from RefSeq and is a predicted model, not a curated record. The transcript has 4 exons.